Molecule: messenger RNA, 1900 nt
Organism: Loa loa (African eye worm)
Lineage: Eukaryota; Metazoa; Nematoda; Chromadorea; Rhabditida; Onchocercidae
Product: twinkle helicase
Exons: 15
Coding region: 83-1783 (566 amino acids)
Biological process (GO): mitochondrial DNA replication
Cellular component (GO): mitochondrion
Molecular function (GO): ATP binding; single-stranded DNA binding; 5'-3' DNA helicase activity
Source: RefSeq, a predicted model, not a curated record
UCAGCUAGACUCGGAUCUGUAUGACAAAGUGAGUUAUCUGGAUCUCAUAUCUCAAUACGAAGAAAGGGAGCGUCAAAGAAAAAUGAAAGAAGCAGAAAAUUUUCGGCUUUUACGUGAACAGGCUGAUAAGAUAUCACCACGCAUAUUUGAUGGCGAUCAUAAUCCAAAACAUUCUUCCGAUGCUGCAGCUGGUGCUGGUUCAUUGAAUAUGUCUUCUGAUCCGGCUGUUCGACUUAUAUGGAUGGAUGCAUUGGAUUUGCGUGAUUUACAAAAUCACUCCGAGCAAAGCGAAUUCUUAGUACUCAGGAGACUUCUUGGCAUAGAUCGCAUAUCAUAUGAUACUCUUUCGCGAUAUCACAUCAAAGGACAUUUGGAUAAUUUUAUGAGGGUUGGACUGUGUUAUCCAAGAUAUCGAGGGCCUAGCAGUCGUGUACGAAUACCAGCAGGGUUGAAAGUUAUUCGAAAAGUCGGUAGUGAUUCUUUGGAGAAGGAAAAUUAUCCUGGAUCGGAUAGUGAAGGAAAAUCACUAUUUUCGGGAAUCUUUGGCUAUCAUUUGGUUACGGCAUCAGAUCGACGUAUUAUACUGACCACCAAUGAACGUGAUGCUCUGGCGGUAUUCGAAGCCACUGGUGGAAUGCUAUGUAUAGCGUUACCGAAGGGUGAACAACUGGAUACACGUAUACUUCCAUAUUUGGAAGAUUUCGAUAUGGUUUACCUUUGGUUCCCCUAUGUUCAGGAAAAAUAUGCAAAAGAUUAUGCAUCACUGUUAAAUGCUAAUCGUUGCUUCAUCGUUGACAAUCAUGAGCGCCCAAUUGAAUUGUUACGUUCUGAUCGUAGACGUGAAAUUAAUAAAGCAAUUCGAGAUGAUUCGAUUCGUUUACGUGGCAAAGGAUUUCGUUCAUUAAUUGAUAUACGAAGUGAAUUGAAAUCCGAGCUGGUUAAGGAUCAGAUGAAGAUGAAUGGCGUCGCACAGUGGAAACGUUUUGAUUUGCUGAACCGAUUUAUGCGUGGAUUUCGACCCGGAGAGAUGACAGUUAUAACUGGAGGUACUGGUUUCGGAAAAACAACAUUUCUUUGUGAAUAUGCUCUUGAUCUUCUUGUUCAAGGGGUUCGUACUCUGUUCUGUAGUUUUGAAAUGCCGGAUGAAAAAAUUUUGAAAUGGAUGCUCGUGCAAUAUGCAGCGUUGCCCUUAUACAGAGUGGAACAUCAUCCAGCCGUUGAACUGUGGAUUGAUCGUUUCGAACGAACUAAAGGAGAAUUGAUUAUUAUGAAAGCGGAUGAAUUCCGGAAUCAUUCCGUCAGUCAGAUAGCUAGUGCUAUCAGAAAUCAAGUUGUAGCAGGUGAAAUCGGACAUGUUGUCAUUGAUAAUUUGCAAUUUCUAGUAGGUCUUGCAAUUUUGAACGAUGAAACAGCGAAUUCAUUCGAACGAUUCCAUCAGCAGGAUCGUUUUAUCGGUUUGAUGCGAAGUAUUGCCACUGAUUGUAUGACACAUAUCACAAUGGUAGUCCAUCCUCGAAAAACCAACGGUGGUGAAGAUCUUGAUGUACAUCACUUCGGGGGUUCGGGACGAGUUACGCAAGAAGCGGAUAACGUUUUUGCAAUACAGCGACGACGAGAUGAGACCGAUCGGCGUAGAUUUCGUAAAUUUUUAUAUAUUUUGAAAAAUCGAUACGGUCAGAGAAAAGUUGAGGAUGAUAUGAUUGAAAUGAUCUUCCAACCGACCACAUAUACGCAUACGUUGGUUGAUGUAUCAACAGAUCCGGUGAACUCAUCCUCCAAGUGACCUUCCAUCUCUCAAAACUCAAAAUCUUCAAUUUCCAUUGCCAUGUUAUUGGUAACUCUGCCGUUGUCCGUAAGUCUGAAUAUCAUUUCCGGUAUACCCAGUUAUAGCAAUCCAAGC